This is a messenger RNA of Akanthomyces muscarius, 537 nucleotides long. RefSeq lists its product as uncharacterized. The record is from RefSeq and is a predicted model, not a curated record. Bases 1 to 537 code for a protein of 178 amino acids. NCBI's taxonomy places the organism in Eukaryota, Fungi, Ascomycota, Sordariomycetes, Hypocreales, Cordycipitaceae. The transcript has a single exon.
AUGGCCAGCCUCCCCUCGCAACACCCCACGCUGUCGCUGCACCUCGCCGACGACGCCCUCACCCCGCUCAUCACGUCCUCGCGGUCCCGCGCGCACCUCGAGUCGUUGACGGCGCUGACCACGUCGGCGCUCACGAGCCAGACGGCCGCGCAGCGCGUCGGCAUGGGCGUCGUCGAGCGCAUCAUGGUCGAGUACCCGGAGCCCGCGGCCGCGGCCGUCGUUCUCCAGUCGUACCUGCACGUGUCGGCCCCAGCCGCGGCUAAGGAGGCAAGCAACGGCAGCAGCAGCAACGACAACAGCAGCAGCAACGACAACAGCAGCAGCAACAGGAACGGCAUCGAAGGAGAGGUCGGGGGCCAGCAGGAGGAUCAAGAGGACGACGAUGCGGUGCUGCCGCCGCCGCCGCCGCCAAGACUGGUCGGGGUGGUUGUGGCGAGGAGUGCUGGGGAUGCGCGCGAGGCGAAGAGGGCGGCCGCGAGGCUGGAAAAGGUCGGGAGGGAGUUUCAGAGUCAAUGGAAUGCGGCGAGCAGUUCUUGA